Molecule: messenger RNA, 2759 nt
Organism: Nerophis lumbriciformis (worm pipefish)
Lineage: Eukaryota; Metazoa; Chordata; Actinopteri; Syngnathiformes; Syngnathidae
Gene: pik3r1
Product: phosphoinositide-3-kinase, regulatory subunit 1 (alpha)
Biological process (GO): insulin receptor signaling pathway; phosphatidylinositol phosphate biosynthetic process
Cellular component (GO): phosphatidylinositol 3-kinase complex
Molecular function (GO): 1-phosphatidylinositol-3-kinase regulator activity; protein binding
Source: RefSeq, a predicted model, not a curated record
UUGUCCGGGCAAAGACUCUGCAGGAGGGGACGUUAAUGUCGACGUUUAAGUCCGAUUUCAACUCAACAAGUCCGGGGAGAUUUUAACGCUCGGUGUGGAGGAGGCGGAAAGGACAGGAAAAAGCAACUUAGUUGGGUACCGACCGAAGGUCUGCUGCAUAGCUUCCCUGCACCAGCCCUGCAGUACUUUCCCCCGAUGGUACGGCGCGGCGCGGCGGAGAGCCACAAAUCACCCAGAAAAGACGAAAGAAUGAAGACCAGUCUCUGAAUAAUCGCCCGGUGUCCCGCGCAGAUGUGCGCCGAACACGUCCGCAUCGCACGCUAACCCGACCGACAAGUAGCUUUUUCUUUUUUUUACCCCCCCCCGCCCCGUAAAAUCUUUAGGACGUCAUGAGCGCCGAAGGCUAUCAGUACCGAGCUCUUUACGAGUACAAGAAGGAGCGGGAGGAGGACAUUGACUUACACGUGGGGGACAUAUUGCUGGUGAGCAAGGGGACGCUGGCGGCGCUGGGCUACGCCGACGGCCUGGAGCAGAGGCCCGAAGAGAUCGGGUGGCUGCCCGGCUUCAACGAGAGCACCCAGGAGAAGGGCGACUUCCCCGGCACGUACGUGGAGUACAUCGGGAAGAAGUGGAUCUCGCCGCCCACGCCCAAGCCCAGGCCGCUCAGGCCCCUGCCGGUGGCUCCCGGGGCGUUCCGGUCCGAGGCCGACUCCGACUCGGAGCAAGGCUUCUGGCUGCUGGACCUGACGGAGCAGUUUUCCCUCCCAGAGACGGCCCCGCCCCCCUUGGUCCGUCUGCUCCAAGCCAUCGAGAAGAAAGGUCUGGAGAACCCGACCUUGUACAGAACUUUUACGGCGGGCGGCGGCCUCGAGGUCCGACAGUUCUUUGAGUCUGACGCACCCACAGUGGACCUGGAGCAGCUGGACCUCCCCACCCUGUGUGACGGCCUGCGCAGGUUCCUGCAGGACCUUCCCCAGCCCAUCGUCCCGCCCGCUCUGUACGCGCAGAUGGUGCACACGGCCAAAGAGGUGCAGAACCCCGAGGAGUGCGCCCGGCUGCUGCGCCGCGUCACCAGCAGCACCACCCUGCCCCCCCAGUACUGGCUCACCCUGCAGUGUGUGCUCCGACACCUGGCCCACGUCUGCCAGAGCGCCUCCAAGAACCUGCUGAGCGCCAGAGCUGUGGGCGAGAUCUUCAGCCCCGUCUUCUUCAGGCAGCAGAGCACCAGCUGUGAGCCCAGCUUGGACGCUCACGUCAGGAUCAUCGAGGUUCUGGUGGCCAGCGAAUGGACUGAAAGUCAGGCGGCUCCAGCUCUCCCUCCGAAGCCGCCUAAGCCCGCCAUUGCCGCUGCCGCCGCCACCACCACCGUGGGCGCCAACGGUCUGAACAACAGCAUGGCGCUGCAGGACGCCGAGUGGUACUGGGGGGACAUCUCCCGCGAGGAGGUCAACGAGAAGCUGAGGGACACGGCCGACGGGACCUUCCUGGUGCGGGACGCCUCCACCAAGAUGCACGGCGACUACACCCUGACGCUGAGGAAAGGCGGCAACAACAAGCUCAUCAAGAUUUUCCACCGGGACGGAAAGUACGGCUUCUCGGACCCGCUGACCUUCAGCUCGGUGGUGGAGCUCAUCAACCACUACCGCAACGAGUCCCUGGCGCAGUACAACCCCAAGCUGGACGUCAAGCUGCUCUACCCGGUCUCCAAGCACCAGCAGGAUCAGGUGGUGAAGGAGGACAACAUCGAGGCCGUGGGCAGGAAGUUGUGUGAGUACCACCAGCAGUACCAGGAGAAGAACAAGGAGUACGAUCGACUCUACGAGGAAUACACCAGAACCUCACAGGAGAUCCAGAUGAAGAGGACCGCCAUCGAGGCCUUCAACGAGACCAUCAAGAUCUUCGAGGAGCAAUGUCAGACGCAGGAGCGCUACAGCAAAGAGUACAUCGAGAAGUUCAGGAGGGAAGGAAACGACAAGGAGAUCCAGAGGAUCGUGGGGAACUACGAGAAGCUGAAGUCCAGGAUCAGCGAGAUCGUGGACAGCAAAAGCCGCCUGGAGGAGGACUUGAAGAAGCAGGCGGCAGACUACCGAGAGAUCGACAAGAGGAUGAACAGCAUCAAGCCCGACCUCAUUCAGCUGCGCAAGACCAGAGACCAGUACCUCAUGUGGUUGACGCAGAAAGGAGUCCGACAGAAGAAACUGAACGAGUGGCUCGGCAUCAAGAACGACAACAUCGAAGACCAAUACUCCAUGGUGGACGACGACGAGGACCUUCCUCACCACGACGAGCGCUCCUGGAAGCUGGGCAACAUGAAGCGUGUGCAGGCCGAGGCGCUGCUGCAGAGCAAGCGAGACGGAACAUUCCUGGUGCGGGAGAGCAGCAAGGCAGGAUGCUACGCCUGCAGCGUGGUCGUGGACGGCGAGGUGAAGCACUGCGUCAUCAACAAGACGCCGUCCGGCUACGGUUUUGCCGAGCCGUACAACCUGUACGGCUCCCUGAAAGAACUGGUGCUGCACUACCAGCACACGUCUCUGGUGCAGCACAACGACUCUCUGAAUGUCACGCUGGCUUACCCCGUCUACGCUCAGCAGAAGCGAUGAACGUUUGCACAAAGGCACGCCAGAAAGGGCGCACCGAGGUACACGUCACUGGACUCGCGCGCCGUAGAUGCGGCGCCGCUUUGUCGGGGGGGAAACCUUUGACUUCCUGCCGCCGCCGCCGCCGGCGUGAAUGUACAUUUUUGAAGGCGAGAGUAGAGA